Molecule: messenger RNA, 2520 nt
Organism: Macroventuria anomochaeta
Lineage: Eukaryota; Fungi; Ascomycota; Dothideomycetes; Pleosporales; Didymellaceae
Exons: 5
Coding region: 496-2031 (511 amino acids)
Biological process (GO): cell surface receptor signaling pathway; G protein-coupled receptor signaling pathway
Cellular component (GO): membrane
Molecular function (GO): G protein-coupled receptor activity
Source: RefSeq, a predicted model, not a curated record
UGGGCCCAACCAGGAGCCGCCUUCGAGACCUCUUCUUCUUGGGCUUCUGCAGCCACCUUUUCUGUGCCGCAACGGUUCCUCAUAUUUUACCGUGCAACAUCCCGUCACUCCUUCUUUUCGCUUUGGCCCUCGUGUGUUUCUACGAUAACACUCCCAUCAUUUCCUUUUCGACUAACAACUUCGACGUCACUUCUGCAUUCUGUUUCUGCUCUGCGACACUCUUUUGAACCUAAGGGAAACUGGCUGUCAUCUGUUUCAUCUUCCGCAAAGACCAGCAACACUGCAAUCACCAGAUCGAACGAUAAAUCGCCCAGUUAUACCCUCCAACGACGCUGGGAAGCGUACCAGCCGGACUGCUCCUCCGACUCUGAAGAUCCAUCGGGAUAGGCAUUCUACCAGUGGGGCAGUACUUGAAGAUACUCCAUGUCGCGCAUGUCUAUCAUCUAGUAGACGUACUGUAUCUGAAAGACUCUUCCAAUUGUGCUGGAAGCUAAGAUGGACAACGCAACUUUAGCAGCGCUGGCAGAUCCACUGAGAGGGCAAUGCCCUCCACCUUUCUAUGAUAUCUCUCAAUUCGGCUUGGAUGGCUUUGUCACCGGACGUUUCUGUGCACCGGUUGAUUACAUCAAGAAAGGCCUGAUCUGCUGUUUACCAUGCCCACUGACAGAUUACCUAUACCCUCCAGAGUUCAACACAUGGUACCGAGCGGCAGAGGCUUUGAAUGUUGCUGGCCUGAUUUGCCUGGUCUUCCUGAUGGCAACUUUCUUGAUUCUUCCUGCUGAGAAGACUCGCCGACACUACUUGAGCUACUGCCUGAUCAUCGCCGCGAUGUUUAUGGCGCUUGGCUUCGUCAUCCCUUUUGGAGCAGAACCCGAACAAUGUUACGACCAGAUCACACCCAACGACAUGUACUCAAGUCUGACUUGUGCUUUCUCUGGCGCUUUCCUCAUCUCAGGAGGCCUGUCCAUUGCGGUAUGGAUCUUCAUCCGUGCACUGUCGAUGCACCUCCAGAUUUGCUGGGAUGUAACGCCCGGAAAGAAGUUCUUCUACUGGGCACAAGGACUGGGCUGGACCGUCACUGCGACAUUCUUCACUAUUACUAUUACAAUCACCGGAGUCUCCUUCCGCUUUGGCGAUGUCUGCCACGUCAACUCGGAGCAUUCGAUGAAGGACUUCUGGGGCCCUCUCCUGGCUAUCGCUGGCGGUGCUAUGGUGAUUCAGCUCGUAACGUUCGUGUACUGCAUCAAGGUUUACCUGCAGAACAUGUGGAGCGACGACAAGACCGAGACUCACAGCAGCGCGGGACUGCCUUCAUACACAGGCAGCGUCCGUACAAGGUCCGCCCGAGCUGUUUAUCACCGCGUACGAAAGGUGCUAUGGCUUCAGUGGAGAGGUAUCACCAUCGUCGUUUUCAUCCUGGUCGACGUCAUCUUCUUCUCGGUCGUAUUCAUUUGGCUCAACUCACUUCAGACGCACGCACUAGACGAUCCCGAAGAACUCCAGCCAUACCUGAAGUGCCUUAUAAUGUCGCCCCUGAACCCGGAGCCGUGCUUGCAAUAUGGCCAGGAGCUGGCGAUCAAUCAGUCGACAGUCAUUGCUAUCCUGAUAAUGCUGUCCAUUGCUGGGUUACAGGUCUUCUUUCUGCUCCUACGUUGGAGCAUGCUGACUGGAUGGGUUGAGUUCUUCAAGUCCAAGUUCAGCAAGAACCGCGAGUUCGUCUCCCUGGACGCCAAAAAUUACCAAGAGCACCCCAAGAACUACGAGUUGAGGAAAUUCGAGCAGACAGAUCUCCAAUCACCACCGCAUGUAUUCUCUAGCCCGGACUUUGCCAGUCACCGUGACGGCACGCCCGAUUACUUCCAGAAGGAAACCGAAAGGCCGUACAGGAGUCCAACACAGAGUUACUCGACACCAAGACCGUUUUCUCAAGGCACGAUCGCAGCAUAUCCACGUGUUGAAUGGGAUCCAAGAAGCACACAUGCAAGAGGUGGACUAGGUCUGCACCCUCCGGACUUCGACUCAAAGAUCUGAGAAACAAUUACGCACGAUGGAUCCUCCGUGGAACUAUCAACAUCAUGAAAUUACGACCAUGCUCGUUACAAUGGCACAGCAUCCAGCUACAGAGAUGCCUGCCCAAUCGGCCAGACAAUGGCCCCCACAAAUGCGCAGAGCAGACGGUCAUAACAACGACCAGUCUCUCGCAGACGAAAGCCCGCGACUUUGAUGUCUACAUCAUAUCGGUGCGCUACGACGCAAGAAGCGUCACAGGACCGUGCAAUCGCACACUCAACCGAACAGCACGACGGACCAAAGUGUUUGACCUGAGCAGCUGCUUCGUUUUUGUUCCUUACUGUACCACUUUUCUGUAUACGGCUUCGGCCACAUUCGACCCAUGUUUCCUUGUCAGACCUACGAUGUCUACAAAAAUCUUCUCUUGCGACUCGCACCAAAAGAGCACACGCUCGCUUUCUCCUCCGUCUAUAGAAAUCCUACGCAGGUAUUAGAUAUUCAGAAUCACAA